This is a messenger RNA of Entamoeba histolytica HM-1:IMSS, 3063 nucleotides long. RefSeq lists its product as uncharacterized. The transcript has 2 exons. Bases 1 to 3063 code for a protein of 1020 amino acids. The record is from RefSeq and is a predicted model, not a curated record. NCBI's taxonomy places the organism in Eukaryota, Evosea, Mastigamoebida, Endamoebidae.
AUGCAAAUGGAAAAGAGAGAGAAAGGUGUUUCUGAAGAAGAGAUUAGUGGGUAUGAUUGUAGUGAGAGUGUUGAUUCAUUGAAAAAGAGUAAAGAGAUGUUAACUCUUUUAAUGAAAGAUAUAAUGUGGAGAUCAAAUCAACGAGAUAUAAUUACAUCAGAAGAGUAUAGACAUUAUAAUAUUCAAAUAGCACUAAAUCAUCCCAUUUCUUCUAAUACUCUUUUCUUACCAAAUGAAAGUAGAAAACAUUCAUUGGACCAACCAGAUAUCCUUCUUAAAGAUUAUUUAUCGGGAAAUUUAUCUUCAUAUGAUUCUACAAUGAGUAAUAACACAAAAGAACUUCUUUCAUUAAUACCUUCUUUACAACCACCUCCCUCUCAAAUUAGAUUCAUUAUCCAUACAUCAACAAAUCAUCUUCCAACACAUACAUUUUCACUUACAUCUCAUUAUUAUGACCUUGUUAAUCAAACUCUUUUUCCUUAUCCUUUAUUAUCUCAACAACAACAUAAAAUUAUUCAUUCUCAUAUUCCAAUAUUUAGUGAUCUUAAGGUUUCAGAAAAUCCGUUUGUUAAGAAAAAAUAUCAUCUUAUUCCUACAUUAUCCCCAUCUAAUGUAAUUGAUUGGGUUGUAGAAAUUACUGGAAAGGAUUUUCUUCAAAGAAGGUAUUUAUUUCUAUGUUCAUUAAAAGAAUUAAAAUUAAAUGAUUAUACUUCCAUUGCUUUAACCUCCCUAGAUAAACCAAACCUAACACGUCGUUGUAUUAUUUUCUCAGACUUAGCUGAACUCAACAUGUUAAAUCUUCAAACAUUAUUUGCCAAAUUAGUAACAAUAACACCUGAAAAUGUAUUUAUUUUCAUCAAAUUCAUUUUUACUAAUGAUAAAUUCAUUCAAACACGACAAGAAUAUAUGACAAUGGGUAUUAUUGAUUCGGGAUUAGAUGAAGACGAAGAAAUAUCAGAAGAAGAAGGAAAAAGAAAAGUAACGAAAAAGUCAAGAAAAAAAGCAAAGAAGACAAAAAGUAAAAAAAUAAUAGAAGAUAAAAAGAGAAUUGAACGACAAAAAGAACGAGAAAAACGAUUAAAUGAAUUUAAGAAGAAAGAAGAAGAAAAUGAAGAUUAUUCAUUAACAUUAGUUUGUAAAGAAUGUCAAAUUAAAACAGAGAAAUUUUUAAAUGACUUACAUGAAAUGAAAGAAAAUGAAAGUCCUAUUAAACAAAUGAUUGAACAUCAAGAUUGGUAUCAUUUUGUUAAUGUUGCUAUUGAAUUAUUACAUCCUUCAAUGGUUAAAAAAAGAAAAGAAGAAUGUAAUGAAGUUCUUGAAGAAUUAAUACAAAACGUUUCUAUGAUAUUUUAUCAUCCUAAAAUAAUGAACUUAAUUAUUUGUUGUUAUUCUAUCAUUAAAAAAAAUGAUUGUGAAAUUCAUCUUAAAAGAAGAGCAACAAUAUUAAUUGCAUUAUUAUUAGAUUAUAUAGACACACCUAAAGGAGUGUUAGUUAGAGCUAAAAAUUAUUUAAAUAAAACAAUGCAAGAAAUUAAUGAACUAAUACCUAACUCUGAAAUGAUAAUUGAUACUUCAUUUAUUAAUGAAGAUUAUUCAAUAUUCAUUCAACAAGUUAGUCAAAUAACUGACGAAAUACUUAAAGCAAAAAUUAUAUUAACUACAUUAAUAAAUACAUUAAAUAAAAAUAUUUCUUCUUUUGAUAAAUUCUUUCAAUCUUGUAGUGAAUUAAUUCCAUUAAUUCCAUUACCAGUAUUUGUAUGUAAACAAAUGGUAGGAAAUGUAGUUCUAAAUAUGAAUAAUAUGAACCAAAUUGUUUCAUUAAUUAAAGUAGGAAUAAUAUCAAUUGGUACUGUUUUAAAACACUUUAUUCAACCAACAUUAAAACAUCUUAUUAUAAAUAAAGACAAAGAAAGGAUGAUGAUUAUUAUGAAAAUGAUUACUAAUUUAAUGAAAUUAACAAAUACUAAUGGAGGAAAAAUUUGGAAUAUUAAAAUGUCAGAAAUAAUUUUUGAAGAAAGUGUUUAUGGAUUAGAAGUAUUAAAUGAAAAUGAAGUUCAAGAAGUCUUUGAUGAAUCAUUUGGAGGAAAUCUUAAUGAAUUUAUGAAUAUUCAUCCAGAGUUAGUUAAUAAAUUAAUUAAAAAACAAUAUAAAACAAAAAUUGUUUCAGGACUAUGUAAGAAACCAAACAACAUUUGUAAAGGGGAAGGAUUAGAAAAAGAGUAUUUAAUAAAAUGUUCAUUUCCAACUCUUUCAUUAAUAUUAAAUGUGAUUUCAAUUGAAAAAUGUAUUGAUGCAUUAAUGUAUGUUAUGUUAAUACACACAUAUUCAUUUAAUCAAUUUAAAGAAUUUAUAAAAAGUAUUGAACCAAUUACUUUUCAAUCAGAGAGAUUUAAAACAAUUUCAUUAUCAUUAUUAUUCUUUGUUGUACAACAUCCAAAUCAAAAGAAAGAUUUUAAUGCAUUUAUUCAAAGUCAAUUAGCUCAAUGGUAUGUAAAUACUUAUUCUAUUGGAAUUGAAUGUUCAGCAAAUACAAUUGAUGGAUUUUUUCAAAUACUUCAUCAAUUAAUUAUGUAUCAUAAUAAUCUUGAAAUUGUUCAGACUGUAAUUUCAUUUCUUUCUUUACCAAUUUUUGCUAAAGAAGAAAUAGGAAUAAUAAAUGAUAUUAUUCUUGAUUUGUGUAAAAAUAGUAAGUCAUUAAAUGAAGUUAAUAGUCUUAUUAAUGGAUUACAAAUGUGUUUAUUAAAGUUUAAUCAACCAUUAUCUACAACAGAUUUACAAUUACUUAAUAUAGUAAUUGAAACAACUUCACAAAUAUUUUCUAAAUCAUUACAAUUUAAUGAUGGAAAUGAUUCUCUUAAAUCUUUUAAACAAUUUAUAGACACUUCAUCUAUUCCAUUCUCUUUAAAAAGAUAUUUAUCUUCUCAACUUCCUGUCCUUGAGCAAUUUAAUAUAUUACCACCUCAAUUCGUUGAAUCAAAAUAUUAUACAAAGAAACAACCAACAUAUUCAAAUCUAAUUGGUCUACCUACUAUUGUUCAUUUUAAGUAUCCUACAGUAAAAUAA